This is a messenger RNA of Ambispora gerdemannii, 528 nucleotides long. NCBI's taxonomy places the organism in Eukaryota, Fungi, Glomeromycota, Glomeromycetes, Archaeosporales, Ambisporaceae. The record is from the annotation of a GenBank genome assembly.
AUGAAGAAUGUUUCCUUGUUUUUCGUAGUUUUUUCUUUCGUCGCAAUCACCCUAGUAUUUGCUUCUCUUGAGCCACUCCCUGGUGGUUGGCGUAGGUCUGAAGCAACUUUACUAGAUCAAAGAAGUCUUGUUGACAAGACCCAUACAGUGGAAAAAAGAGUUAAUGCCCAGAUCACCUAUUACGAAGGCCAAGAUCUAAAGAAUUCAGCUUGCUAUGGGAGAAAUGGACUUCCAGUAUAUAACGCUCGACCGACGGAUAUGAUUGCAGCCAUGGCUAUGUCUGGAUUAGACAUGUGCUACAAAUGUAUUGAAAUUAAAAAUCAUAAAAAAAAGGUUGUCACCAUAAUUGUUAAAGUUAUCGAUAUAUGCGGUGGAUGUCCUCCUGGUAAAAACAAUGUUGACUUGACCAAAACAGCUUUCAGUAAACUCGCUAAUCCAAUUGAUGGCCGAGUUGAAAUUGUAUGGCGUCCACUUCCUAAUUGCCCUACAAAAGGAAAAUGGCCUAAAUUUGAAAAGCGCAAGCAUUAA